AUUCACCUCACAAAACAAUUUCCCCUUUUCGUUUUCAUAGUAGCGAGAAGAAGUAAAAACAAACUGUCAAACGUUGAUUCAUUUUCUUUUCCUCCAGUCCCGGACCGAACCCUGUCAGAGAGGUGUUCCAGAGACAGCCAGGCGAGGUGUGUGUGGCCUGGACUCCUCAACCACAGCACCAAGCCCAACACCAGUACCAAGCCCAGCACCAGCACCAAGCCCAACACCAGUACCAAGCCCAGCACCAAGCCCAGCACCAGCACCAAGCCCAAAACCAGCACCAAGCCCAGCACCAAGCCCAACACCAGCACCAAGCCCAACACUAGUACCAAGCCCAAGCCCAACACCAGCACCAAGCCCAACACCAAGCCCAGCACCAAGCCCAGCACCAAGCCCAGCACCAAGCCCAGCACCAAGCACAACACCAGCACCAAGCCCAACACCAGCACCAAGCCCAGCACCAAUCCCAGCACCAAGACCAACACCAAGCCCAGCACCAAGUCCAACACCAAGCCCAGCACCAGCACCAAGCCAAGCACCAAGCCCAGCACCAGUACCAGUCCCAUCUUCAGUCCCAGCCCAACCAGGAACCAGACCUCCAGCUGAACCACAGCCCACUAUCAACCAGGAACCAGACCUCCAGCUGACCCCAGUCCACCAGGAAACAGACCUCCAGCUGACCACAGCCCACUAUCAACCAGGAACCAGACCUCCAGCUGACCCCAGCCCACUAUCAACCAGGAACCAGACCUCCAGCUGACCACAGCCCACUAUCAACCAGGAAAUAGACCUCCAGCUGACCACAGCCCACUAUCAACCAAGAACCAGACCUCCAGCUGACCACAGCCCACUAUCAACCAGGAAACAGACCUCCAGCUGACCACAGCCCACUAUCAACCAGGAACCAGACCUCCAGCUGACCCCAGCCCACUAUCAACCAGGAACCAGACCUCCAGCUGACCCCAGCCCACUAUCAACCAGGAACCAGACCUCCAGCUGACCACAGCCCACUAUCAACCAGGAACCAGACCUCCAGCUGACCCCAGCCCACUAUUAACCAGGAACCAGACCUCCAGCUGAUCACAGCCCACUAUCAACCAGGAACCAGACCUCCAGCUGACCACAGCCCACCAGGAACCAGACCUCCAGCUGACCACAGCCCACUAUCAACCAGGAACCAGACCUCCAGCUGAUCACAGCCCACUAUCAACCAGGAACCAGACCUCCAGCUGACCACAGCCCACUAUCAACCAGGAACCAGACCUCCAGCUGACCACAGCCCACUAUCAACCAGGAACCAGACCUCCAGCUGACCACAGCCCACUAUCAACCAGGAACCAGACCUCCAGCUGACCCCAGCCCACCAGGAACCAGACCUCCAGCUGACCACAGCCCUCUUUCAGACCUCCACCUGACCCCAGCCCACCAGGAAACAGAUCUCCAGCUGACCACAGCCCCCUCUCAGACCUCCAGCUGACCCCAGCCCACCAGGAACCAGACCUCCAGCUGACAGCAGCCCAAUCUCAACCAGGAAACAGACCUCCGCUCUGCUCCGCUCGCUUACCAAGAAUAGGAGAGGAACUAACUGGGCCCAUAUUGUGUCUCCACAUCCCAGAAGGACAAUAAAUAAAUGAGUAUGUUUAUAAUCUCACAUCGAGAGAACAAUGAAGUUGGAGAGAGAGAGGGUCUCAACAGUGUGUUCAGUAAAGGGUCUGUGACUGUCAACAAACAGAAACCAGUAGUAGUCUAUAUGUCUACUGACACGAUGAGGGCUGCCCUACAAGCAGCCGUGAGACUCAGCACCGCAAAAGCCAGCAGCUGCUAUGAAUAGACCUUUUAGAAAACAUGGGAGAAAAUAGCCCAAAUUGGGACACGUGGUUUACGAGCGUCUGUAUAAAUAGUUAAAAAAACACAAUCAGAUCCUAGUGAAAGACUAAACUUAGUGACCGGGACAUGUGAUAUCUGCAUCAGGGACGGGAAGUGUUAUUCCCCUCGUUGACAAAUGGGGGACAGGAAUUUCUCACACAUCCUCUCUCCCUCAGCCGAGGUGACGUCCUCUCUCCCUCAGCCGAGGUGACGUCCUCUCUCCCUCAGCCGAGGUGACGUCCUCUCUCCCUCAGCCUAGGUGACGUCCUCUCUCCCUCAGGCUAGGUGACGUCCUCUCUCUGACAGCCUAGGUGACGUCCUCUCUCCCUCAGGCUAGGUGACGUCCUCUCUCCCUCAGCCUAGGUGACGUCCUCUCUCUGACAGCCUAGGUGACGUCCUCUCUCCCUCAGGCUAGGUGACGUCCUCUCCCUCAGCCUAGGUGACGUCCUCUCUCCCUCAGCCUAGGUGACGUCCUCUCUCCCUCAGCCUCGGUGAUGUCCUCUCCCUCAGCCUAGGUGACGUUCUCUCUCCCUCAGCCUAGGUGACGUCCUCUCCCUCAGCCUAGGUGACGUUCUCUCUCCCUCAGGCUAGGUGACGUCCUCUCUUCCCUCAGCCUAGGUGACGUCCUCUCUCCCUCAGCCUAGGUGACGUUCUCUACCUCAGCCUAGGUGACGUUCUCUCUCCCUCAGGCUAGGUGACGUCCUCUCUCCCUCAGCCUAGGUGACGUCCUCUCCCUCAGCCUAGGUGACGUCCUCUCUCCCUCAGCCUAGGUGACGUUCUCUCUCCCUCAGCCUUGGUGACGUCCUCUCUCCCUCAGCCUAGGUGACGUCCUCUCUCCGACAGCCUAGGUGACGUCCUCUCUCUGACAGCCUAGGUGACGUCCUCUCUCUGACAGCCUAGGUGACGUCCUCUCUCUGACAGCCUAGGUGACGUCCUCUCUCUGACAGCCUAGGUGACGUCCUCUCUCCCUCAGCCUAGGUGACGUCCUCUCUCCCUCAGCCUAGGUGACGUUCUCUCUCCCUCAGCCUUGGUGACGUCCUCUCUCCCUCAGCCUAGGUGACGUCCUCUCUCCGACAGCCUAGGUGACGUCCUCUCUCUGACAGCCUAGGUGACGUCCUCUCUCUGACAGCCUAGGUGACGUCCUCUCUCUGACAGCCUAGGUGACGUCCUCUCUCUGACAGCCUAGGUGACGUCCUCUCUCCCUCAGCCUAGGUGACGUCCUCUCUCCCUCAGCCUAGGUGACGUCCUCUCUCUGACAGCCUAGGUGACGUCCUCUCUCCCUCAGCCUAGGUGACGUCCUCUCUCUGACAGCCUAGGUGACGUCCUCUCUCCCUCAGCCUAGGUGACGUUCUCUCUCCCUCAGCCUAGGUGACGUCCUCUCUCCCUCAGCCUAGGUGACGUUCUCUCUCCCUCAGCCUAGGUGACGUUCUCUCUCCCUCAGCCUAGGUGACGUUCUCUCUCCCUCAGCCUAGGUGACGUCCUCUCUCCCUCAGCCUAGGUGACGUUCUCUCUCCCUCAGCCUAGGUGACGUUCUCUCUCCCUCAGCCUAGGUGACGUCCUCUCUCUGACAGCCUAGGUGACGUCCUCUCUCCCUCUACCUAGGUGACGUCCUCUCUCCCUCAGCCUAGGUGACGUUCUCUCUCCCUCAACCUAGGUGACGUUCUCUCUCCCUCAACCUAGGUGACGUUCUCUCUCCCUCAGCCUAGGU
Molecule: messenger RNA, 3574 nt
Organism: Oncorhynchus keta (chum salmon)
Lineage: Eukaryota; Metazoa; Chordata; Actinopteri; Salmoniformes; Salmonidae
Product: salivary glue protein Sgs-3-like
Exons: 1
Source: RefSeq, a predicted model, not a curated record